AUGGUCGUCGCCACUAUUAAAUGCGUUGUCGUCGGUGAUGGUGCUGUGGGAAAGACAUGUCUUCUGAUAUCCUACACGACAAACAAAUUCCCCUCCGAAUAUGUUCCCACCGUUUUUGAUAAUUAUGCCGUCACUGUUAUGAUCGGCGAUGAACCGUAUACGCUGGGACUUUUCGAUACUGCUGGACAGGAGGAUUAUGACCGUCUCCGCCCUCUUUCAUACCCCCAGACCGAUGUCUUUUUGGUCUGCUUCUCCGUGACUUCCCCCGCCUCCUUUGAGAACGUUCGCGAAAAAUGGUUCCCCGAGGUUCACCACCACUGCCCCGGUGUCCCUUGCCUCAUCGUCGGUACGCAGACCGAUCUUCGCGACGACGCCGCCGUUCGCGAAAAGCUUGCCCGUCAAAAGAUGCAGCCCAUUCGCAAGGAAGAUGGAGAUCGCAUGGCCAAGGAGCUGGGAGCGGUUAAAUAUGUCGAGUGUUCUGCCUUGACUCAGUACAAGCUCAAGGAUGUUUUCGACGAGGCCAUUGUUGCCGCUCUUGAGCCCGCCCCCAAGAAGAAGUCGAAGUGCGUCUUGCUGUAA
This is a messenger RNA of Aspergillus melleus, 579 nucleotides long. It is a transcript of the gene cdc42, whose product is annotated as Rho family GTPase CDC42. Gene Ontology annotation, molecular function: GTPase activity; GTP binding. The coding region runs from base 1 to 579 and encodes 192 amino acids. The transcript has 4 exons. The record is from RefSeq and is a predicted model, not a curated record. NCBI's taxonomy places the organism in Eukaryota, Fungi, Ascomycota, Eurotiomycetes, Eurotiales, Aspergillaceae. Gene Ontology annotation, biological process: small GTPase-mediated signal transduction.